Molecule: messenger RNA, 1058 nt
Organism: Magallana angulata
Lineage: Eukaryota; Metazoa; Mollusca; Bivalvia; Ostreida; Ostreidae
Product: pancreas transcription factor 1 subunit alpha-like
Exons: 2
Coding region: 79-921 (280 amino acids)
Biological process (GO): regulation of transcription by RNA polymerase II; developmental process
Molecular function (GO): protein dimerization activity; DNA-binding transcription factor activity, RNA polymerase II-specific; RNA polymerase II transcription regulatory region sequence-specific DNA binding
Source: RefSeq, a predicted model, not a curated record
AGAAGAUACACUUGUUGAAUAGGACACGAAUUAAACAGUAGUAACCGAUCUCUAUAUAUCAGUAUAGAAAAAAAUAAGAUGACAGAAAAUACGGAAAAGGAUGUACCUGCUUUUAUCGUCGAAGAUGUCCAUUUACCUGUUGAUCUAACAAUAGCCGAUAAAGAAGAAAGCGAGAAAAAAGAAAAAGGAACCAAAAAGUUUGACAAACUCAAACUUUCAGAGGAAGAAAUCGAGGAGAGGCGACGCUCAGCGAACUACAUGGAACGCCGCCGCAUGAAGAAAAUGUCGUCUGCCCUGGCGGAUCUGCGAAAGUGCAUCCCCCAACAAUACCAUUUGUAUCAUCGACGAAUGUCUAAAAUACGGACUAUUAGACUUGCCAUUGCUUACAUUAAAGCCCUAAAAGAUAUUCUGUUAAAAGACGACCAAAGACGCCAACUUGUCGCUAUGUCAUCACAGUCAUCUUUUUCUCAUGCAGGUUUGCGACUUCCUCAUGAACCGUUUUCUCCGAUAAGCAGCAGCAUGAUCAUCGCCGCAUAUGCCGCUCACGGAGCUCAAGUUCCUAAGCGACAGCUUAUGUUUUCCCCGGAUCUCCGUUUCCAGGAAGUUCCCGAACCUCGUUUCCAGACGCCCAGAGUCCCUCGCCAUUCUGUCUACCAAACACCCGUCAAUAAUCCUAUUUAUGGACAGUCAUUUUUCCGGACCCCGGGGUUGAAUAAAACUGCCUCGGAACACACAAUAUCUUCCCCGGAGGAGGAAGUAAAACAGGUCGUAAUAGCCGGUUAUACGGUAUUCCAUAACGAGGCAGAUGGAGCCUCCUGUCCGAUCGGAGCCUCUCGGAGUUCUUCCUGUAGAUACGUCACGGAGGGAUUUGAUGGAGUAUGUCCGCUACCAGAGGACGACGGUGCCAGGGAUCAAUUAUGAUCGAAUACCGAAGAUGUACACAUUUGCAGAUACCUGACAGUGCUAUAGGACCAAGUCAAAGAGGAUGGAAUUUUCAAAUGUUUACUUUUUCUAACUUCAAAAUAAAACUGUUUUAUAUAAAUAAUGUCAAACUAUCA